Molecule: messenger RNA, 1830 nt
Organism: Haplochromis burtoni (Burton's mouthbrooder)
Lineage: Eukaryota; Metazoa; Chordata; Actinopteri; Cichliformes; Cichlidae
Gene: rxfp3
Product: relaxin family peptide receptor 3
Exons: 1
Coding region: 183-1421 (412 amino acids)
Biological process (GO): immune response; G protein-coupled receptor signaling pathway
Cellular component (GO): membrane
Molecular function (GO): G protein-coupled receptor activity
Source: RefSeq, a predicted model, not a curated record
CUCAGAGCAACACAACAAGCUCGUGAAGAACUGUGUCGCCUGUGCGCACAGAAACAUUUUAUAUGUUUUUGUUUCGCAGAAAACUCGCACAUAGAGCCAAAUACAAAGAUUAUUUCAGUGGUGCGAGUCAUUUGGAUCUGAUCAUGACUUAAACACUCUCGUGGAUAAAAGUUAAUUAAAAAAUGUCUGGAGAAUUUAGCGACACUGCUUAUGAAGGCUCGCCAGGGAUUGUCUAUGCUGCUUCCUUUAACUUGAGCUAUGUUUUCAACACGACCAACAGCUCGUACGAGGACUACCUCCACCUGCCAGACUCUGAGAAAGCUGACUCUGUGGGAGAUGGAGCCGCUGUUGUAAGGAUUAUCAUCUCGAUCAUUUACUCUCUGGUUUGCGCGCUGGGUCUGGUUGGAAACUUGCUGGUCUUGUACUUAAUGAAGUCUAAACAUGUGUGGAAAAAAUCCUCCAUCAACCUUUUCGUAACUAGUUUGGCGGUGACUGACUUCCAGUUCGUCCUGACUCUGCCCUUCUGGGCUGUGGAAAACGCUUUGGACUUCACUUGGCUUUUCGGCAAAGCGAUGUGCAAGAUAGUGUCCUAUGUGACGGCAAUGAACAUGUACGCCAGCGUUUUUUUCCUGACCGCCAUGAGCGUGGCGAGGUACUGGUCACUCGCGUCUGCCCUGAAAGGCAGGCGGAGGCGGGCUCACUGCUGUUCCGCGCGGUCCAUCACCGUUAUCAUCUGGGUUUCCGCUGUCUCCGCCGCUCUGCCGCACGCGGUUUUCUCCACGACGGUGACAGUUUCCAACGAGGACCUGUGCCUCGUCAAAUUCCCGGAAACCAACGGAUCGGCGCAGUUUUGGCUCGCGCUCUAUCACUCUCAAAAAGUGUUGCUUGGCUUCGUGGUGCCUCUGGGCAUCAUCUCAGCCUGCUACCUGCUCCUUUUGCGCUUCAUCACCUCCAAAAACAUCAACACCUCGAGCGCCAAGCGACGCGCCAAAGUCACAAAGUCCGUCACCAUAGUGGUCUUGUCCUUCUUUCUUUGCUGGCUGCCCAACCAGGCUCUCACAGCCUGGGGCAUCCUCGUGAAACUCAACGUGGUUCACUUCAGUUACGAGUACUACAGCAUGCAAGUGUACGUGUUCCCCGUGUCCGUGUGCCUUGCGCACUCCAACAGCUGCCUGAAUCCCAUCCUGUACUGUCUUAUGAGGCGGGAGUUCAGAAAAGCGCUGAAAAAACUCUUCUGGCGGAUGACAUCGCCGACUCUGACCACCUUAAGACCGAUCACAGCCACCACAAAGCCGGAGGCGGACGAGCAAGGGCAGGUCCUGGUCCCCGUGUGCGCACCCGAGGAGCCCGCAGUGGUGUUUUAUCCUCCCGGGGAAGUGAUUUACAAUGACAGGCGAGACCUACCCCAGAACAGCGCUUAAUCUAAGGCACGUUUUAAAUCCUCUAUGAUGUUGUAUUCAUACACAUUUACAUCAAUCAGGUCAGUUUUGUUUGCCUCACAGCUGUCCAAGUUGGAGGAGGAAAAACGUCAAACAGAAGCGCUUAUGACUCAUGUUUGUCCACAGAAAUGCUACUUUGGCUUCACCCUGGUUGAGAUUUUAAAAAGCCAACUUACUGGCAUUCUUACCUAUAAGAAAAUACGCAUAUUUUAAUAAGGUGUCAAAACAUAUAUUAAAUGUGCAGGUAAGGUGCAUCAACAAAAUGUGAGACAUUUGCUCAUCUUCGCCCCGUCCUUAUCUUGAAUGACAUUUAGUUGUUAAAUGCCACUAUAAUGUUACAGAGAAUGUUUCACAGACCUGUGCAGAUUGUGUGUGUGUGUGUGUGUGUGUG